Tupaia belangeri chinensis (Chinese tree shrew) is the source of this 418-nucleotide messenger RNA. Its product is annotated as secretoglobin family 1D member 2-like. The transcript is spliced from 3 exons. NCBI's taxonomy places the organism in Eukaryota, Metazoa, Chordata, Mammalia, Scandentia, Tupaiidae. The record is from RefSeq and is a predicted model, not a curated record. The coding region runs from base 48 to 317 and encodes 89 amino acids. Gene Ontology annotation, biological process: signal transduction.
UCUAAACCACUCAUUUUUCACUAAAGCUGAAAGCAAAAUUAACCACCAUGAGGCUGGGGGUGUCUCUCCUGCUGGUCACGCUGGCCCUUUGCUGCUACCAGGCCAAUGCAAUAGUCUGUCCAGCCGUUGUUAUUGAUACAGAAAACUUCUUAAUCAUGCCUAUGGAGAUGUUUAAGAACGCAAUUAAAGUAUUUCAUGCACCACCAGAUGCUGUUCAGGCAAAGUUGCAAGUGAAGGAAUGCAUUGAUCAGAUGCCCAGAGAAGACAUACAUAAAAUUGAAGCUAUACUGAUGAAAAUGCUUCCUAAGUGUCUCUAGUUACAAAAGAUAAUAUAUUCUGUUUCCACUGUCCUCCAAUGAUACCUGAUUUUCAAUGCAAACUGCAAAGGUUUCAACGUCUUGCUUUAAUAAACUACUUG